AUGAGCGAUCUACCAAGGAGUGCGACUCCGCCGCAAGCAGCAUCUGCAUCAUCAUCGACCAGCGCUGCCGGCAACACCAACAACCUCACCCCGAGUGCGCAUCCUAGCAUCGCGAGGCAUCUUUCUCACACGCCCCAACACGCCUCCCCGCUUCGGUCAGCAUUUCAGCCCUCGCCCUCACCGCCCUCUUCGACGGGCUCUCCGGCUAUGAGCAGCUUAUCGCUAGAUGUGAACACGCAGCGCACACCAAUGUCUCGAGCUCCGUCCUACGAACCAGCCAAGUCCCCCAGCUCCACUCUGGUUCCUGGACCGGUACCUAGACGGCUUAGCGAGCCGCAGCAUCAGCCGGUGCAGAUGACACCGCGUCCCGAACAGUACUGGCUCGGAACUGGCGAAGCGGAAAGUUCGUCUCGCGGCGCUAUUGUUGGCAGGAGCAGUCCUCCCAUAGCAGCAAGCCAUGCCGAUGGUUACGCCAUCAGAAGGGCACCGAGUAGGACGGGCUCAGCGCAAGGCAUGCACUCGCAAAGCAUUGCGAUCGGCGAUGUUGGGCGCCCACAGGAUUGUGUCGCUACUGGUACAAGCGGCGCAUCCACAGUCGGGGGCUAUGCUUCGUCCGUAGAAGAUCAUUACUCUGUGCCACCUUCUCGCUUGAUUUCAAGAACUCCGACGCCAGUGCUCAGCGGUCUAGCUACCUCCACAAUGUCGGAGGAUAGCGACGAAGGCUUCAGCUCAGACUCGCGUGAUAGUGCGUGGAGAGGACAGAACAGGCGAGGGCUUGGAUCCUUCUUUGGGUGGGGCGCUGCGUUGGCUGGUACAAAGAGCGGCUAUCAGGCUGUAUCUGCCAAUCCUGGAAUCGCACCGGACACUCGAGUGACCAUCGCCGGAGGCAAGGGCGACAAGUGGGAUACCAGCCCGCCGUUGACCCCCUUGAUGGAAGCAGAGAUGGGUAGACGAGGCAGCGAUGCGAACGCCGUCGCCGGAGAUGAUGGUCAACAAAAGUGGUCCAAGCUGCGUAUGCAAGACUUUACGGAUGCUAGCUCCGGCAGGAGAUCUGGACUGCCGCGUGCGCGAGCACCUCAUUCGCGAAGGAGGAGGAGUCGGCACGCAGGCGUACCCAAUCCUCUCAAAGUCAUUCCAACGCUGCUCGGCAAAACGUUCAGGACAUUCUUCGGCCCGAUCCAUCCCUUCACGAUUAUGAUUGCGCUCCUGCUCAUUGCGGCAUUCGUGACAAGUGUCACGAUGCUCAUCAUCUACAUUCUCAACCCGGACAAGGAACCGCUGCCUUGGAGAAGCUACUGCGCGUCGCAGAUGGCUUUCCCACACGCGUAUGCCGAUGCCCUCGCACCCGUGGACGUCAUCGUCGGUGUGAUGACGGUAGACUCCAAAUUCGAGAGGCGAAGCAUGAUUCGGUCGACGUACGCCGCUCAUACACUUCCCCUCACUCCUGAUGGUCGGCCUGCCGCCAAUGUGCAGGUCAAGUUCAUCCUGGGCAAAGUGCGCAAAGCAUACGCUAGACGAGUCGCAUUGGAGAUGGAGGCGCACAAUGACAUCGUUGUCUUGGACAUGGACGAGAAUAUGAGCGCGAAAAAAACGCUUACCUUUCUAAAGUGGGCGGCUGAAAAUGCCACGAUGCCAUUUUUGAGGCCAUCUGCACCCCGCUCGCUUGUCCGUACGGAAACAGGAGGCUCGUCAGAGCAUACAGUUGCGCAGUCUGAUCAGGAUCGCCAAACUACUUCCGAGGUCGCAUGGAAGAAGGUCGACUACGUCGUCAAAGCAGACGACGAUGCCUUUAUCGUGCUGUCAGAAUUGGAACGUCAUUUGCGAGUAUCUCCUCGCAGGCUGACAUACUGGGGCUGUGAGUAUUCGAAGCGCAUAGAAUUCUGGAGCGCAGGGACUUUGAUCUGAUUACCGUUUUUCACUCCCUUCAGAUCUCGUCAAGGAAUGGUUCAUGGCUGGAGAAGCGUAUGCACUUUCGAUGGAUCUGGUCGAAUGGCUCGCAUCCACGCCGGAGGUCGAGAGAACAGCAAAAGGCAAGGAGGAUACCCGCACACCACAGUGGAUCGCGAUGCAUCCCAACCGAAGCAGCAUCAACUGGGUGUCUGAGCAUUGCUACAUCUACGACCACCCAAAGGCAAAUACGCCGUAUUCGCAUGGCUUCUUGUUCCCCGACUAUGUCGAACGCAUCAAGACCGAAGCCAGAAAAGGAUUGAGCGAGCAAGAAAUCGCUUGGAGAGGUGGUGAGAGGAAGAGCCAUUACUAUAGCACUGUCAACAAGUGGCAUCGCAAAUAUUAUCCGCCCAGAAAUGAUCUGACGGUGGAAGAGGAGGUGGAAGCUCUGGUCGAAGGUGGCGGGAGAUGGGCUGGCACCUGGAUCAGAGGAGGAGCUGUCGAAGGCGGCGAUGCAGAUGAUGAGAGUUGGCAGCCUUGGGCCGAGCUCGUCUACGAGAGCGAUGAUGCUCGGCUGCGAUUGCCCAACGAUCACAGGAAAGGCGGACAAGGCAUGCUCGCAUCAGACGUUGAUGUUGACGCGCUCACAGGUCUUCCAAUUCUUGGCCCUCUCGUCAGUCUGAACAGCACAGCCGGGGCGGUGUCUACCAAGAGCUCGGACACCACACCUCAAUGGGGCAGCGGCCGUGGCAAGAGGCGGACUUCAGAAGAUAGUCUGCGCAGGAGUGAUCAUGCGCCGAUACACUCUCCCUUGCAGGUGGAAGCCUUGCCAGCAUAUAUUCCGAUGGAUCCGAGAAGUAGAGACGAUGCGCAGUGGCGUCACCUGCCCCGACCUACACACCGUGAAGGUGGCGGUGCUGCAGCUCGCCUUCGGGCUAAACGAUAUCUGGGCCGACCGCACGGGGGUACGGUGAUCGUGCACUACCUCAAGAAGAGCGAGUAUUGGCUGGAGACCGCCAUGGCUUUCUUGGGUCGAGAAGCGAUGUGGCAAAGCAGCUUUGGAGGCGGACCUUCGCGCGAAUACAGGAUGUGGGGUAGCCCACUGGUCAGACAUGACGGAUACAUCAGCGAGGGAAGGUCUCAGCCUAGACCUGACGCGGGUGUACGGGUAGCUGCGGGCGAUGAACCAUGGCCGGCAGGAUCGACACAGGCUUUCAAGAGCACGAAUCCUGCGGAAACCUCGUCAGAGGCGCGUCACACCAGAGAGGAGAACAGUAUUGUACCGACCACCUUGUAG
Messenger RNA from Ceraceosorus bombacis, 3184 nucleotides. The record is from the annotation of a GenBank genome assembly. Lineage: Eukaryota; Fungi; Basidiomycota; Exobasidiomycetes; Ceraceosorales; Ceraceosoraceae.